AUGGGGGAGAACCUCACUCAGCAAACGCAGCCCCGGAGCCGGGCCGCUGUGGCGUUCAAGACGGAGGGUCAGCGCUGUUACCGGGAGAAGAAGUUCCGGGAAGCCAUUGCCUGCCUGCUGCAGUCGGAGCUGGUGAACUAUGAGCGGGUGCGCGAGUACUGUCUCAAGGUGCUGGAGAAGCAGCAGGGCAACUUCAAGGCCACCUACCGCGCUGGCAUCGCCUUCUACCAUCUGGGUGACUAUGCGCACGCCUUGCGCUACCUGCAGGAGGCCCGAAACCGGGAGCCCACAGACACUAAUGUCCUACGCUACAUCCAGUUGACCCAGCUGAAGAUGAGCCGGUGCAGCCUGCAGAGGGAAGACAGUGGGGCCCAGCCGCGGGAUGUCAUUGGCUGAGGCCAGCCUAUGGGGACUGUCCCUACCCCCACUCUCUCCCAUCUCACUGUGUAACUUUCCUGACUCGUGUGUUGGCUAGUAAAGCACUUAUCAUAA
Molecule: messenger RNA, 492 nt
Organism: Myotis davidii
Lineage: Eukaryota; Metazoa; Chordata; Mammalia; Chiroptera; Vespertilionidae
Gene: TTC9B
Product: tetratricopeptide repeat domain 9B
Exons: 4
Coding region: 1-396 (131 amino acids)
Molecular function (GO): protein binding
Source: RefSeq, a predicted model, not a curated record